AUGGAUAAUAAAUCAGCUCCAACAACGCCAGGUGUUUCAGGUGUCGAUGAAUGGCAUGAUGCAUCAGCAGAAAGCAGUCCAACAAACGAAGAGUCUUCGUCGAAAAAAAAAGCAAAUACCGGAACAGUUGAUAAACGUUCUAUGCAAUUUAGUGGUAGUCUUGAUAUAAAUGUGGACUUGAAUUUAGGUCCUGCACCGCUGUCUUACGAAGAAAAGGCAAUCCAAGAGCGGGAAAAUUGUGAUUAUAAAACAAAAAUCACCUUAGACAUGGCGAAAAGUGGAACAGCACCACGCAAAAUUCGUAUUUAUGCUGACGGCAUCUAUGAUUUAUUUCAUGCUGGUCAUGCUCGACAAUUAAUGCAAGCCAAGAACAUCUUUAAGAACGUUUAUCUACUUGUUGGUGUUUGUAAUGAUGAUUUAACACAUAGUAAGAAAGGCAAAACAGUUAUGGACGAAGCAGAACGUUACGAAAGUGUGCGACAUUGUCGGUACGUCGACGAAGUCGUCAUUGAUGCACCUUGGGUACUUGACGAUGAGUUUUUAACACAAAAUAAAAUCGAUUUUGUUGCUCAUGAUGAAAUCCCAUACGGUGCUGAAGGCAGCGAUGAUAUUUAUCAACAUAUCAAAGCUCGUGGUAUGUUCGUUGCAACUCAACGUACCGAAGGUGUCUCAACAUCUGAUAUUAUUUGUCGUCUUGUUCGUGAUUAUGAUAUGUAUGUUCGACGAAACUUAGCUCGGGGUUACUCGGCUCAAGACUUGAAUGUUGGUUUUCUCAAGAAGAAUCAACUGGAAUUGCAAACACGUUUGGAUACAGUGAAAUCAAAAUUUCGUACAUAUGAGGAAGAAUCCAAAACAUUUAUGGAACGAUGGGAGGACCGGAGUAAAGAAUACAUUCAUAGUUUUAUUAGUUUGUUCGAAAAAUCAGGUGUUUUGCAUUUACUUCACCGUUCUCAAUCACCAUCUAUGAUCGUCGGUGGUCACAGUGGUAAAAGUGACACUGAAGAUGAAGAUAUUGCUUCUCAAAAGAAAUCAUCCAAAUCAACGCAUGAAACAAGAUAA
Molecule: messenger RNA, 1059 nt
Organism: Adineta ricciae
Lineage: Eukaryota; Metazoa; Rotifera; Eurotatoria; Adinetida; Adinetidae
Source: the annotation of a GenBank genome assembly